UGAAAGGGCUUUGAAGGGUCUUGUUUUUCUGUGCUUCGUGGGAGGAGAGUUCUAGGCGGCUCAGCGUUGCGCGCUAGGUUUUCUAGGGAUUGAUUGGAUCGGGAGCUGCGCCAGGGCGUGCCGCGGGCCGAGAGAUUUGGGAGGAAUUUCGGAUUCCAAUGGCCGAUGCGGAGAACUCGGAUGCCGUCGUCGCACCGGCGCUCGAGAAGGACGAGGAGGAAACUACCGCUCUCAAGAGCAAGGUGACCGAGCUAGAGAAAUUGCUGGCCGGCAAGGAAGAAUUGGAGAAGGAACUAGAGACUGCCAAGGAGAAGGCUGGCGUUUUGUUUGAGUCGCUCGAGGAUGCCAAGAAGAAUCUCGAGGAUGCCAGCAAGAGAAGCGAUGCUGCUGAAUCCAAGCUCGCGGAAUUGUUAUCGUCGAUGGAGAAGCACACAUUGACCAAGGAGAAACUGGAGAAGGAAGUCGCCGAUGCGCAGAGCCUCGUGAAGGAGCUAGAAGAACAGUUGAAAGGAUCGCAACUUAAGCUGGAAACCAGCGACAAGAAUGCAUCCAUCGCCCUCCAGUCAUCCAAAGAAGCUGCCGCUGCCCUCCAAGCACAAGUGGAUGAGCUCACAGAAAAACUCCAACUUUCCAGUGAUGCUGUCGCGGACUUGAAGAAGAACGAGGAAUCGGCUGCCUUGGCUGCCAAGGAGACGGAAGGAAAGUUGCGGGCUUUGCAGCAAGAUAUGGAGAAGCUACAAGCGGACAAAGCUGCCGAGGUAAAAGCUGGCGAGGAAAAAGUCCAAGAGCUUUCCAGUCAGGUGGCAAUCCUUACGGAAAAGGUUGAGAAAGCCGAGGCUGAAGUAGAAGCAAGCAAGUCCGCCGAGGCGUCACUCAAUGGUCAGCUGGAGGCUUUGUCCAAAGCCAAGGGUGAGCUUGAGAAGCUGCUAGUGGACGCGGAGUCACGAUCGAAAGACGAAGCUGAAAGUCACAAAGUGGAGAUCGAAUCUGCUCGGGCUUCAAUGGCUGAGCUGGAGGCUGAGGUGUCUGCUCUCAAAGCCUCGGUGAAUGAUCUCGAGAAGAAUGCGAAGGAUUCUCUCGAGGAGGUUGAAACGUAUAAGAAGAACGUUUCGGUCCAAGAGGAACAGGCUAAGGAGUGGAUGGAAAAAGCGAAAGAUGUUGAGCGACUUCUUCAAGAAGCUCGGGCGAGAGGAGAUGUUGCUGAAGAAAGCAGCAAGUCAUGGCAGGCCGAAUGCGAAAACUUGAAAGAAAAGGUGGCAGCCGCUUCCAAAUUUGAGGCGAUCUUGAAGGAAACAGAAGCUCAACUACAGCUUCUUCAACAGACGGCAGCUGACGCCGAGAGCAAGAUCACGGCAUUGGAGUCCAAGUUGCGCUCCGCAGAGGAAUCUGCCGCAGGCCACGAAGGUGAUGCCCAAAAGCAUCUGAUGACGGUGGCGGAACUUAGCGAGAGCCUGACAAGUAUCGAAGCCAUUGCCGCUGCUUCUGAAGAAAAGCUUAAGUCGAGCGAGCUUGUGAUUAGUGGCUUGCGGAGUGAUUUGGAAGAGGCAAAGUCAACAGCAGAGAAACACGUGGCGACUGCAGCUGGGAUUCAGGCAAAGCACGACGAUCUUCAAAAGGAACUCCAUGAGAAGCUGAGCCUGGCCGACGAGAAAUACCAAAACUACGAGCGAAGCUUGGAAGAGUCCUCGGCAACGACCUCGCAGUUAAAAGAGUCUCUCCUGGCUCUUCAAAGUCAAGCUAACGAAGCCGCAGAAUUGACUACAAAACUGCAAGCGGAGCUUCAAGAUUCCAAGGACAGGGAAGCGAAGCUCGCUGAGCAGCUCGAAGCGUCCAGAGCAGCAGGUGAAAAGCAAGAGGCAGAUUAUAAAGCGGCAUUGAAUGAGCUUCAAGAAUCGCUAACGAGACAGACGGAGGAGGCGUCCUCUAGACACGAAGCUCUUGCGCGAGAUUUGAGCUCCGGCGUGGAAAGAGAGAAGGAACUUGAGCAGAAGCUCCGGACGGCGGAGGAGACGUCUGCGAUUCACGAGAAGUCCAGCAACGAGUAUAGCCAGAAUUCUGCGCAGCUCGAGGACAAGCUGCGUGAAAUCCAAGCAGAACUUUCCACUCACGCGGCAAAGGCUUCCGAGCUCGAAGGAGUUGUGGAGAGCUCUCGUCAAAUGCAUGUGACACUCCAAGGGAGCGUCGAAGCUGCCGAGAGCAAAUCGGCGCAUUAUGAAGAGCUCGCCAACGUCUCCAACAAGAAGGUUGCGGAGCUGGAAGAGGAGAUGUCGAGUUUACAUUCGAAACUGGCAUCUCUAGAGAAGGUUUUGGCGAGUCAGGAAGAAACUCUGAAGGCGGCUGUUGACACCGAGGCGGAGCUACGUCAACAGCUCAAGCUCGCAGAAGAAACUUCAGCAAUGCACGAGGCAACAGCAGGCGAACGAGAAAAGGUGGCCUCGGAAAGAGAGCAGGAGCUCUCGGCUGUGAACUCCAAGCUGACAGCUUUGAAAGAGACCUUGGCUGGCCAAGAGGAGACUCUCAAGUCGGCUUUCCAAGCCGAGGCAGAACUGCGAGGCAAGCUUUCGAGCGCAGAAGAAGCUACGGCAAAGCAUCAGGCUGACGCAGGGGAGAGCCAGAGAGCCGCAGCGGAGAAGAUCGCCGCUCUCGAGAGUACCAUCGAGAAGCUGGCGGAGAAGCUGGCUAAUACGGAGGAAGUGCUCGAGGCCACCAAACGAGAGGCUGCGAGAUCCAAAGACGCCGAAAGUAAGAAGGUGCAAGAGCUCGAGAAGGAAGCCGAGGCUAUGGCAUCAAACUUUCAAGCAGAGCUCGCGAAGGUCCAAGGUGUGGCGAGCUCUCUGGAGGAAAAACUGGACGAAGCAGCUCGACUCAUUUCUGAGCAGGAGAAGACGAUCUCGCGAAUGCAGGAGAGCGAGGCCCAGCAGCGAGAUGGCUACGCAUCGGAGACCAAGUCGCUCCUCGCCAAGCUAAGCGCGAUGAGCGAAGAGUUUUCCAAGGAAAAGCAGCUGCUGGAUAAUGAGAUAUCUAGUAUCAAAGGCGAGAGAGAGGAUCUUCGUAAGAAGCUGAGUGAGAUCCACGUAAAUGGAGCGUUUGCCAAGAAGUUGGAAACUCGUCCAGCGGAGCCAGCCGUUGAAGAAGUCGAGAUGAGAAGUAUCUCCAGAGAUUUCGAUACCGGAGCUCUCAAGGCAAUGCCGAGGAGGAGGAAAGGAGCGGCUCCUUCCGCAGGAGUUGUGGAGGAGGAGACGAGCAGUGGCGAGGACAAAGUGGUGGGAAAGCAGGGCAAGGCUUCCUCCGGGUUCCUUGGAGCAACCAUUGUCGCGGUUUCUGUGAGCUCCUUCGUCGUCGGCUUACUGGUGGACAGGAAACUAUUUUGAGAGAGAGGAAAAAGAAAAAGUAUAUAUUUUUUCUUAUCUUUGCGGCUUUUCAUAUCCUAAAUUAUUUGACAUACAGAUUGAAAUAUAAUUCUAUGUAGGCUUCUACUCAUCA
Selaginella moellendorffii is the source of this 3483-nucleotide messenger RNA. RefSeq names its product early endosome antigen 1. The transcript is spliced from 5 exons. The record is from RefSeq and is a predicted model, not a curated record. Bases 159 to 3371 code for a protein of 1070 amino acids. NCBI's taxonomy places the organism in Eukaryota, Viridiplantae, Streptophyta, Lycopodiopsida, Selaginellales, Selaginellaceae.